Staurois parvus is the source of this 420-nucleotide messenger RNA. The record is from the annotation of a GenBank genome assembly. NCBI's taxonomy places the organism in Eukaryota, Metazoa, Chordata, Amphibia, Anura, Ranidae.
CUGGUCAAGCAGCUGAUGGAUUUCGCCAACACAGAGAACCCGGAGCUGCGGGCGGCCCUGAAGAACAUGGCAGAGGAGAUGGCUAAGAUUCAGGACUACCGCCACGCACAGGUGGAGCGCCUUGAAACCAAGGUGGUAAACCCAAUGAAAAUGUACGGUGCUUUGAUUAAGGACAAGCGGGCGGAAAUCAAGAAAUUCAAUACAGUGAGGAACAAGGAAAUAAAAGAGUUACAGAAGCUGGAGAAGCUUCGUCAUCGAUCGCCAUCCGACCGCCAGAUGAUUUCACAGGCAGAAUCCAACGUCCAGAAGGCAUCUGUGGAUGCAGCCCGGACCACACAGCAGCUAGAAGAGGCCAUCGACACCUUUCAGCAGCAGAAAAUUAAAGACAUUCAGAAAAUCUUCUCAGACUUCCUGACAGUU